GUACUGCAUGUACUGUAAUGUUGUAGUUGUGGCAGCUUUAAAGUCGGCAUGAACACAACACUGACAUUUGUUUUGGUAUUUCUUCUCGUUGACGCUUCCUAUGCAGAGGUGCCUAGACAGGACGACGAAACAGACAAUUUGCCUGAAAAUCCUCAGAAACUAAUACAAUCAUUCGUGGUGUUUGUUGACGGAAUAAGAAGCCCAAAAGAGAAUAUUUAUGCAGAUGAAAAUGAAUACAACAAAAAAUGGUCAAUUGAAAGAAACCAACUCACUGAGGGUGGCAAAGCAUUGAUGGAACGCGUGGGACGUAGCUUGCAGACUAGGUACAAAAGUAACAUCAUCUACAACACUGGUUUUAUCAAAGCUACUUCAAACGGUAGACCCACGGCAAAAGCAUCUGUGGAUUCAGUACUCCAUGGCAUUUACGAGGUUCCGGACGGAUUCAAGUGGAGAAUUAAGGAUAUUAAAAUUGAAGAAUUAUAUAUUGAGUCUUGGACACGCUUCCGGGGCAAUUCUGAUCUUUUCGAAACGAACCAGGAAGAUACAACAUGCAAACAGUACACACUAUUGAGAGAUAAAAUAAUACAAGGUGAGAUGAAAAAACUAUCAACCGAGCAAAAAAGUGCAAUAAAGGAGGUCAUUGAUCAGAGUACAAAAAGUGAAGUCGCAGUUAAGCCUAUAGAAACACUGGAUGAUGUAUUUGAUCUAUGGGAUAAUUUUCAAAUGAUGAAACUCAACAAAAAGGAGCUGCCAAAAUGGGUUGUUCCACUUAUGCCGAAGAUAGAGAAACUCGUUCAUCACCGGCUGUUCACGAGGGUGUAUCCUCACCUUCAGUACUAUACAGGACAAUUAUUAUAUGAGAUACUAAACUACAUGGCUAAGCAAUAUAACGACUGGAAGGACAGUUAUGAUGCUAAUGAAAACGGCGGAAAUUUGUUUGGAUCCGUACCACAAAACGAUGUCAUACAUCUCCACGGCUCUGACGACGUGACCGUAACUGCGAUGGUAUGGGCGUUAACUAAAGAUACUGAAUACAUGGCCUCUCCUGGCGACACAUUGAUUUUUGAAGUCAGUGUACCAAAAAUGAACAUAGAGUUGUUCCUGUACUCUCCAUUGAACCCAGAACACAGGUCAAAGUUCAAAGAAUUAAAGCUGAAGAAAUUUUGUAAUGAGCUGCCAUGUAACGUUGAUGAUGUAAUAAGUAAAUUGAGGUCCAACGGAUUGUAUCUUAAUCAGGAAGAAUGGGAAAAAAUGUGUCAAGGCAACUUCCUCGACAAGACUAAAUCAAAAUUGUGUGGUGUAUUGGGCUUUUAA
Macrosteles quadrilineatus (aster leafhopper) is the source of this 1314-nucleotide messenger RNA. RefSeq lists its product as uncharacterized. Lineage: Eukaryota; Metazoa; Arthropoda; Insecta; Hemiptera; Cicadellidae. Bases 49 to 1314 code for a protein of 421 amino acids. The transcript is spliced from 8 exons. The record is from RefSeq and is a predicted model, not a curated record.